UGCGCAUAGCGGGUAAUCCAGUAUGUUUCUUUACGGUGUCUGUAUGGCAACUGGAAACGUUCUUGAAAUCAGCCGGAGAAGUGGUUAGUACUUGUGGCGGCGAAAAAAUGUGCCUAAUUCACAUCCCGCCCAUUCCCUUGCUCGAAUGCGGCCAUCAGGGGGACCUCCCACCCGGCACGAUGGGGAUUUGGUAUCAGUGUUAUGUGCUGGUAUAUGACUGUCUGCGCCUGUGGCCGCUGCAGCGAUAUACGGCGACCAAUGUUGCUACAUUGGAUAUCGAAGCGAUCGACACUUGACUGCCUCUUUGAUUGCCAACAUCGUCCCAUAAACAUCGCAAUGGACAUCCACGGCAAAUAGACUUUCUUGAUUAUUGUUUUCUUUCUGCCUGAUUGCCCAAACGGGCUUUUAUCGUUAUAGCCUGUACACGCGCCGGUAUCAAGGAGGGGGCCGAUCGGCGAUCGGUGUUGUAUCUGAGCGCACAUAUAUCCGCAGCCGAGGGAGAGACAUAUAAUAAUAUAUCGCUUGACAAGCCCCGGCAAAAACGCUUCCUUCCCUAUAAUACCCAUGUAAUGCCACACGGGAAAAUGGCUUCUUGUUGUGCUUUUUUAUUGAUUCGGUGUGAAUUUAUAUUGGACGUCGUUGGCACUGCAGCUGGCCGUAUAGAGUGCGGCGGGAAUUGUUGAAUUGUCUCCGCGUGGCUUCCUUAUGGAGGAGCGGAUCAUGAUCGUUUUGUGCUUUAAGGUCAUUGUGGAUCAAUUUGCAUAUACCCGUACGAUCCAUCCCGGCCCGUAAACAUUUUGUCUUUUUUCCGCCCGAUCAUUAUCCCGUAUCGGCAUUAAAUCUACACAGAGAAAUCCUCCUCUCACUUUAUGUCCCGGUCGCCUUAUAUAUAUAUGACCAUCUGUGUAUAUGUCUUUCGUCUUGUGCCCCAACUGAACAUGCUUGGUUUAACCCAGUUGUUUCUUUGGGCGCGCGCGCGUGCUAACUGAUUGAUUGGAUACACUCGGCAGCUGUGCAACUGCCGUUUCCAUUUGCCCGGAAAAAAGUAGCCGUGUUUUCCUGGAUGCACGUGCAUCCCGGCAUCAACAUAAUAUCUGUUACCACCGGUUAAUUAUUAUUUCGCGGGUUUCUCCUAUCGGAUAACCGGCCUGGUUUUAACUAACUGAUGCAGGUGAUCAACUCAGCAUUCAUAAGGCGCUGAUGGUUACCGGUUGGUUAAUGAAUAAAAGUUACGUUAUACACAAAUAACACAAUCCAUUGAUCUACCGUGAGAUGAUCGGAGGGGGAUGAAAGAUGAUCGUCGCUGAAUGUGAUGUGUAUUCGGGUGAUAAAUAGCUGAUCGUACUACCUGUUUAUCCAGAGCGAUUCAGUUACCGGUGGCAGUGCAGCGGCCAGAUCCUUAUCCGCCCUGGAUCUGUGUUUGGAUGCCUAUUAGUCGCAGGUUGUAACAACCCCGGCGACCCCAUUUAUUAUCCCAGCUUGUUAACAAAAAGAUCAUCCUAGAAUUCCCUUCUUGAGGAACAGCACUCCUCGGCGAGCAUUUCCGCCCCCGCUAGCCGGUCUGGCUGAGUGGACCACGAGGCAGAGUGUCAUGACCGUCAGCAGUAUGUCCAUGGAUGCGGCGGCAGCAUUAACAGUCGAUCCGGAUCCAGCAGCUAAUUGCACAGCGCAGCCGAAUUACGACUAUCAAGACGAUCGACGUCUACGUAAUGCCGUGUCCAUUGCCGUUCCGGUUUUAUUUGGAGUGAUUGCUGUUCUGGGAUUUAUCGGCAACGCCUUUGUCAUUAUCAUUGUACUUGGGAAGCGAGCAAAACAAAUCCGCAAUAGCACUAAUCUGCUAAUUGUCAAUUUAGCGUGUGCCGAUUUAUUAUUCAUCGUCUUCUGCGUGCCUUACACCGCCGCCGAUUAUGUGUUUCGGGAAUGGCCAUUUGGUGUAAUCUGGUGCAAAAUCGUCCAAUAUCUCAUCCAUGUCUGUGCGUACUCCAGCGUGUACACGCUGGUGCUGAUGUCGGUGGAUCGAUACCUGGCUGUGGUACACCCGAUAUCCUCCAUGACCUUACGAACGCAAAAGAAUACCUACAUAGCAAUAGGCAUCCAGUGGGUGGUCAUCAUGUCGGCUAAUAUUCCGCUGAUCCUGGCGCAUGGAAUUGUUAAAUUACCCAUACAUGAUUGUGAACAAUCGGUGCCCUGUAUGUUCCAUUAUCUGGUCUAUGAUGAAAUUAGUUUCCGAUUGGCCUUCCUGGGCACGUUUUUUAUAUUACCGGUGACAAUAAUAUCAUCGCUGUAUUUCAUUAUGCUGCGACGACUCUGGGAUAUUCGUGGCCCGGUCGGGCACCGCUCAAACGAAGGCAACCGCUCCAAGAAGCGCGUUACGCGAAUGGUUAUUGCGGUCGUGAUUAUUUUUAUUUUGUGCUGGAGUCCAAUUACCUUUAUACUGGCUCUGAAAUCUCUGGAUCUGUACCCGGUGGACACGGUCUCCGUGCCGGUACAGAUCGCCGCCCACGUUCUGGCCUACUCCAAUGUUUGUCUGAACCCGUUUAUCUAUGCCGCCGCCCAUCCGGGCUUCCGGAGCAGCUUCAAGAAUCUCCUCCUGUGCGGCCAACUCCGCUCACCGACCCAUGCCGUGGACUUUGAGCGGACAGACAUGAGCGGUGCGGAAACGGCCACCGGUUUCAUCCGCAGCCGCUCCCUUCGUCUGUCACAGGCCCUCAAGCGGAAAGGGCGGGAAGGCAACAAAGACAGCCUGGGUUUCUCCUUGACCGAGACCACCCACGUGUACUCCACGGCAGUGCCGGCCGGUAAUCAUAUGGAUAACGGCGGCGGCUCAGAGGCCACGGAGAAAACCGUUAUGAUCAAACAGCAGGCCACACGACAACUCAGCAAGGAUAGCGUUUUUUAAGUUUUUGCCGAUGCAUAUUGAAGAAGUUAAACAAAUUUUAAUUCUUUUGUUUUGGUUGUUAACAGCUGAAUUGGGAGAUGGAAAUAAACUGAUAGACAUGUCCACACUGAAAAUAUAAUUUUGCAUAAUUUGUCAAAUGUUUGGAAUAAAAUUUCAGGUA
Molecule: messenger RNA, 3059 nt
Organism: Paramacrobiotus metropolitanus
Lineage: Eukaryota; Metazoa; Tardigrada; Eutardigrada; Parachela; Macrobiotidae
Product: allatostatin-A receptor-like
Exons: 8
Coding region: 1592-2899 (435 amino acids)
Biological process (GO): G protein-coupled receptor signaling pathway
Cellular component (GO): membrane
Molecular function (GO): G protein-coupled receptor activity
Source: RefSeq, a predicted model, not a curated record